GCGGGGCUACAUAAGGCGAAUAAUGGCACAGAUAUAAGGAUGAGUCCUCUAUCUAGCUCUAUGCUCCCAAAUGAUAGGAUUAUGGUUUAACUUGCGAAUUAGUUUUCUUUUAGGUUGUUUCUUUUAUUUUCGUUCAAUUUGGGGUUUUGGACAGAUUAUUCGAUGGAGAACGUUGGCUUGUCAUGAAACUCUAGACUCAGUAUGACAGGUGGCUCAUUCAUCCCCCCUCCUCUCCCAUGCAGAACCUAUUCCCCAGGUCGUUGCUGUAAAUAUGUGUUUUCUGUCGACUUACUUGGUGAAGAGUGAUUCCAAAAGAACGUUGAAAUCGAGGGUAUCCCCAACUGUGAUGCAGCCUAACUCCAGUGAGCUGGGUGUCCAUCAGGCAGGACAUGGUUUGUCUCUGACGCUACUGACCAGGACACCAGCAGGGACUUCAGGGGGCUCUGCUGUCCCGGAGACUAGUGGAGCGGUCCGGGUACCUAUCCUCUCCAGUGGGUCCUGGGAGUCAUGUAGAGGAGGGGCGUCAUCCCGUAGGUCCAGAGCCAGUUCCAGAACCAGUUCCCACAGCCACUCUCAUUCACAUGGUGGGGGACACCAGCACUCCCACAGUGAGCCCAGUGAGGUGGACCCGGAUGAAGCUGAUCUGGAGUCAGGGGAGCCCAGCACCUCAUUCUUGGAGCUCCGCUACCUCUUCCGCUGGGUUCAGAAGAGUCUUCCUUUCAUCAUCAUCCUUUGUGCUAAACUGGUCAUCCAACAUGCCCUAGGUCUAGCUGUUGGAGUUGGCUUAUUUACAACUUUUCUUUAUGUGAAUAAGAACAUUCAAACCCAAGUCUUUCUUCAGGAUCGUCGGUCAAAGAUAGAGUGCGUCUGGCUGCUCCUCUUCCUGUUGUCCUCCACACUCCUGCUGUACUACACUUUUCUCACUGAGACACUUUACUAUUGCCUCAUCUUCCUAAACCCAGCUGUUGAGCCCCUAGGUUUCUGGGAGGUCCUAUGGGUGGUGGGAAUCACCAACUUCACACUCAAGUUCCUCAUCAUGGGGUUUAAGUGCCUUAUCCUACUGCUGCCCUCUAACCUGGUGACCUACAGAGCCCAGGGACGGUGGUACAUGCUGACUGAAGAGGUGGGCCAGGUGUACCAGGCUGUGGCUCCCAGCCCCCUAUGGUUCCGCUACCUGGUCACCUACCAGAAAGUGGAUGGAAAUACUGGCCUCACCCUGGGAGUUCUGCUGGCUUUGGUCUACUUCAUACUCAAGCUUUUAGGAUUGUAUGGACAGUGGGGGUCUUUCCAGAGAACUGUGAGGAUAUUUCUCAGUGGCGAGCACACGGGGGCAGCAGCCACCAGGAGCCAGUGCAGUGAGGCUGGGGACAUCUGUCCUAUCUGUCAGGCAGAGUACAGAGACCCAAGGGCCCUCCUGUGUCAGCACAUUUUUUGUGACGAGUGCAUUGCUCUCUGGUUCAACCGGGAGAAGAUGUGUCCACUCUGCUGCACGGCCAUCACAGACAAGGUCCACAAGUGGAGGGACGGGGCCACGUCACCUUACCUCCAAAUCUACUGAGAGAAGGAGACAAUGGAGGAAAGAAGUGGAGACUCUUAGACACUGUUUGCGAUGUGUGAAUGACAGUUGUAUUAACAGCAAUACUCCACUCAUCAUUGGCUUGUGAAGCUGAUGACCACACUGUUCCUCCAUUCAUUAAGGGCUGUGCCUACUACUGGCCAACGUCAGUAAGGGCGCAUAAUAUUUGCAAUAGGAUUAGGAUGCAUUCAGCACCUUGGCAUGUUACUGUUACUGCUGCAACUGUAACUCCUUCUCCGACUGUCACUUUUCUACACGACUGACUGACGGUAGUUCUCUCUCUGCAUGCCCUCUAGUGCUGUUUUUAGUUCCUUUUCUUUUCAAAUGUUUAGAUUUUAUCAUGAUGUGGAAAUAUUCAUGUUUUUUUGUUUUCACAGCCAGCCUAAAAAAACAGACCAGACAGCCUCUUUAUUAGGCCAGUUGUCAGGGAAUAGCCCGUUACCACAUCUGUGUUUGCCAUUGACCAUAGGAGUUGGCAAGACAGCACAAACUGACAGCGUGUUGCAAAGGGGAUGCCAUUCUGUGUCUGAUACAGGCACUCAGACUAGUAGUGGUUAAAGAACAAAAUGUACUCAACACAUUGGGAAACAAUAACAAACACCAAGGUUGCUAUUUAAGAAGUUCUUCAUUUUGGGGAUUUAUUAUUUUCAAAUGAAGUCAGAUUUUUUACAUGUGUUUUCCAGAUGACAAAUGAGAUUUGGUUCGAUCCUUAAAAUAUUUUUCUAAAACAAUGACGGUUACAUCCUUUUUGAAAACCAAAGACUGGGAGAAUCCAUUUAUUUUAUCAUAUUUAACUAUGUAGUGAUUUUUUCCCUUUUUUUCUUAAAGUUGUUCAAUCAACAAAUGAAAUGAAAUAUAUAAUUCAUUUUCUUUUCAAUUAUAGCCUAGAUGCAAAUUGGCUCUGGGCGUUUACAUUUACUCUAAUACACACAAUGUUUAAGCUUGUUAUGAACCAACUUUGUCUUUCAGUUAUUUACAAUCCAUUCAUCAUUAAAAUGAAGUGUGCAGAGGUCUGAGGGACACACAGAAAAGCAUCAAUCUAGCCUGUCCCUGUUCACAUACUGUUCUCAGGAGGAAUUCACAGUAACAUGAAACAUAUGUACCAUAUUAUCUAAUGUUCCAUUAGGCCUGCCAUAGAAGUGAACUGAAGGCACAUAAACACAACCUGGUGUUGGUCUCAUGUUUCAUGAGCUGAAAUAAAAGAUCCCAGAAAUGUUCCAAACACACAAAAAGCUUGUUUCUCUCAAAUUAUGUGCACAAAUUUGUUAACAUCCUUGUUAGUGAGCAUUUCUCCUUUACCAAAAUAAUCCAUCCACCUGACAGGUGUCAUAUCAACAUGCAGAUGAAACAGAAUGUUCAUGACACAGAUGCACCCUGUGCUGGGGACAAUAAAAUGUGCUGUUUUGUCACAA
Molecule: messenger RNA, 2988 nt
Organism: Oncorhynchus gorbuscha (pink salmon)
Lineage: Eukaryota; Metazoa; Chordata; Actinopteri; Salmoniformes; Salmonidae
Product: E3 ubiquitin-protein ligase RNFT1-like
Exons: 10
Coding region: 272-1558 (428 amino acids)
Biological process (GO): positive regulation of ERAD pathway
Cellular component (GO): endoplasmic reticulum
Molecular function (GO): ubiquitin protein ligase activity
Source: RefSeq, a predicted model, not a curated record